Molecule: messenger RNA, 2446 nt
Organism: Exophiala dermatitidis NIH/UT8656
Lineage: Eukaryota; Fungi; Ascomycota; Eurotiomycetes; Chaetothyriales; Herpotrichiellaceae
Exons: 1
Coding region: 30-905 (291 amino acids)
Biological process (GO): pyrimidine nucleobase metabolic process; nucleotide catabolic process
Molecular function (GO): nucleotidase activity
Source: RefSeq, a predicted model, not a curated record
GCUCCAUAAAUGAUGUCGUCGAGUCAUCAAUGUCCAGGCUAUAUAAUAAGGCGGCUGUAUCCCGUAUCGUUCAAAGCAUUGGGAACUGCUCGCAUAGAUACGAUCGCUGCCAGUGGUUGACGUUAAUCGACGGACCUGUCGCUUUCCGAAGUGCGGCCAUCCGACUGACCUGUUCCUUCUCGUCAAUGGGCUCCGUGGAGAGCUUGUCCCCGGACAAGCGAGCCGUUUUCUUCUUCGACAUUGACAAUUGUCUUUACGCCAAAAGCCGGAAUGUCCACGACUACAUGGAGAGGUUGAUAAAUGAGUACUUCGUUAAGCAUCUCGACCUCAGUGCCGAAGACGCGGAGCGCCUCAGCCAACAGUAUCACAAGGAUUAUGGCCUGGCCAUAGAAGGGCUGGUGCGGCAUCACAAGAUCGACGCAAUGGAUUUCAACCGCAAAGUGGACGAUGCAUUGCCCCUGGACGAACUUCUCUCGCCGGAUCCGGAGAUCCGACAAAUAUUGGAAACGUUUGACAAGUCCAAGGUCAAGAUGUGGUUGCUGACCAAUGCUCACAUCACGCAUGGCCGGCGUGUGGUCAAACUGUUGGAAAUUGAGGACCUUUUCGAGGGCAUCACUUACUGCGACUACUCGGCGGAGCGACUGGUUCCCAAGCCACAUCCAGAGAUGUACGCGAAGGCCGAACGAGAAGCCGGGGCCACACAAGACACUGCUAUAUAUUAUGUGGACGAUGCUUACUCGAACUGUCAAGCGGCGUAUGCUCGAGGAUGGGCUAACACGGUGCACCUGGUCGAACCGGGAGUCCCCGAUCCUCCAGUGAAAGCGUGCAAAUAUCAAAUCAGCCAUCUCAGGGAGUUGCUCGGGCUUUUUCCCGAACUGCUCAAGAAGAAGGAAAUCGCACCUUGAGAUGAUAAAUCUAGACUCGGAAUUGAUAAUACAUACCGGACGAGAACCGAAUAACCCCAAUGCGACCGCUUGCCUCGCUCACAAAAGAAAGAUAUUGCUAAAACGCUAUAAUCAAUACCAACAUCAGAGGCUCAUAAAUCUCAUGACAUCAUUGCAACACGUCUUCAAGCGACGGCCAGUUGUCGCCUUCGCCCGGAGAGGUCGCUAGGACAGAACUUCCAAGCGCCGGCAUGUUUUCUGAAAUGCCAUUUUCGAACAAGGGCCUCGAUGAUCCAGGGACCUCCCGGAAAGUCCCCCUUGACGCCAUCGAUGGUAAAAGUCCUGUCCUGGCAGCCCAGGAACCAGGGCGCAUCAUCAUAUAGGUCUAGGUCCUUGGUAGCUAGACGCUCGGCACGUUUCCAGAUCUUCAUAAGGGCACGAGAAUCGAGCACAUACAGACUGACUAUGGUAGCGAUCUCGUCAUGCAAGUGCUGGAUGAGAUCCGGAGCGAACGACUCGAGAAUGUGGCGAAAGGUAGGGCCACGAUAUUCGGACGGCUUGGUUAUGGCGAGGUAAUUCUGGAAAAUGGCCAGACCCUCGGUAAAGGAUUCAUGGCCUUUUGAGUUUUCCUCCACGGCUCCAGGUCGGCCUUGCAGUUUGUGGAUCUGCGGGAAUAGAUAAUGGUCCUCGACUCGAUGAUGUUGGUCAAGAGUUUUGCAGAGCUGUCGGUUGAAGAGGAGAAAAUCGCUGGCUUCUUGUGUAUUAGGCUGGACAUACACGGCAUGGUUCCAAGAAGCGUUCAAGGCUCGAAUGAUGGUAUUGUGCAUCUGCGCCAUUUGCCGAGCGCACCAAAGAGCACUGUGGUUUUUCGGCACUGACGCCGGUACUGUCUCUGGGUGGAUUGUGGUUAUGAGCGGGUAGUGGUCAUCAACGAAGCGAGACACGGUCUGGAAGCCCAUGCACAGAAUGGACGUGGCAGUGGUCGUUGCGGAUGACUUGGAGGAGGCAGAAAGCGAAGAACCUUCGGAUCGGACGGACCGCAGAGAAUGGAUUGGAGAACUGCGCUCCAUGCUGGCUUGGUAGGCAUGUCGUUCUGCUUCAGAGAGGUACAAGAGGUGCGAGUAUCUCGUCUGCAGACCUGGUCUCGACUGCGGCCGUGCCGUUGGUAAUGUGUUGGGUGCAGUAGGCUCCACGAUGACCGGUACGGCUGUCAUGCUUGGGGGUUUGCCUUUGAUGGAGGAAAUAAAUUCUUAUGCUCAGUGGCUGGCGUCUUCUCAUUUCGAGGAACGUCCAGGCAAUGGCAAUAAUGAUAUGCAGUUGAGAGAAUCUGGGCGGAUUUAUGUAGAUUGAGCUGAUUCGGCACGGCCCCAUGCCAUGUUUGCCUUUACUGUUAUCAUUUUAACUCUCCAGGUCCACCGCCGGCCUCCAUGUCCCCCAAGCUUGAAGCUACGGCGACCGGGUGCCAGCAGCAUGGACCCUGCCUGUUUUCCCUCUGGAAACUGAACCUUCUAGUAGCCGUCUCAAAGCGAGCGAGGUACUGCCCACAAAAGUGCUCGUGGACA